AUGCCUUCCUCGCUCCCCCAAAUCCCAAACUUUGCAGAGAGUGACGAGGCCUCGACUAUUGUCCCUUCGACCUCUGACGGUAAUGAUAAUGCAUUUUUCUCAGACAAACGCUCAGUGCCUAGCACAUCUUUAGAGAGCAUCCGGCCUGAGAGUAAGACUGAUAACAAAGGAUUGAAUGUUUCCACUGCCCCAGUUACGAUUGCCAAUGCAGACAUUGAGAAGGGGACUUCAGCUUCUUCAGUGACAAAAAGAGUUCCAGAAGGGUAUAAGGAGUAUGAUGACCCUAAUAUUGUGUAUUGGGAUGGUCCAGAUGACCCUGCACAUCCAGAAAAUUGGUCAUCGACGAAAAAGAUCGUCAUUGUCACCUCCAUUGGCCUUAUUACACUACUAACUCCUCUCGGAUCCUCCAUGUUUGCACCUGGAGUCGGAGAAGUGAUGAAAGAGUUCCAUAACUCCAGUCCCGAGCUUGCAUCUUUCGUGGUAUCCGUCUAUCUACUGGGAUUUUCUUUUGGCCCUUUGAUUAUUGCACCUCUCUCUGAGAUGUACGGCCGGGUUCCAUUAUAUACUGUCUGCAACAUUCUCUUCGUGGUGUUUAACAUUGCUUGCGCCGUCGCCAACUCUCUUGGUUCGCUAAUUGGCUUCCGUUUUUUGGCUGGUGCUGCAGGCAGUGCACCUCUAACUAUUGGUGCUGGAACCAUUUCUGAUAUGAUUCGACAAGAGAAGCGAGGCGGUGCUAUUGCUGCGUGGGCUCUUGGACCGUUACUUGGACCGGUUAUUGGACCAGUUGCUGGGGGAUUCUUGACUGAAGCGUUGGGAUGGCGAUGGACCUUCUGGGUUCUUUCCAUUGCGGCCGGUGCUGUUACUAUCAACACGUUCAUCUGGCUCAAUGAGUCUUAUCACCCAACCAUUCUGGCCCGCAAGACCAAACGACUUAUUAAGGAAACUGGAAACACCAAUCUCAAAUCUGCUUUAGACUCCGGGCUACAGCCAAAGGAGCUCUUCAUUCGUUCAAUCAUCCGCCCGACGAAGAUGCUUUUAUUCUCUCCCAUUGUUUUCCUACUUUCUCUCUAUGCAGCUGUUGUAUAUGGAUAUCUCUACCUUCUGUUCACAACCAUCUCUGGUGUCUUUAUCGGAAAAUACCACUUUACUCAGGGCGUGGGAAUUGGAUGUCUACUAGGCUUGGGCAUUCUUGGCGCAAUGUCUGACCGUCUGCUCAAAUCCCUAGCUGCUAAGAAUGGUGGUGUCAUGAAGCCUGAGUACCGUCUUCCGCCACUCAUCCCUGGCAGUCUUUUUGUGCCAAUCGGCCUCUUCUGGUAUGGAUGGACUGCUGAGAAAGGUGUUCACUACAUGAUUCCUAUCGUCGGAACUGCAUUCGUUGGAAUUGGCAUGAUAUUUACCUUUAUGACCAUCUCCACUUACCUAGUUGACGCAUUUACUCUUCACUCUGCUAGUGCACUUGCCGCCAACACGGUCCUUCGUUCUAUCUUUGGUGCAGUACUACCCCUUUGUGGUCAAAGGAUGUACCGUGCCCUCGGUCUAGGAUGGGGUAACUCCCUCCUUGGAUUUGUCGCCCUGGCCCUAGCACCACUUCCAGUUGUCUUCUACGUAUAUGGAGAACGCAUACGUACGAGCAAACGAUUCGCUAUUAAUCUCUAA
Microsporum canis CBS 113480 is the source of this 1656-nucleotide messenger RNA. Its product is annotated as polyamine transporter 4. The coding region runs from base 1 to 1656 and encodes 551 amino acids. Gene Ontology annotation, biological process: transmembrane transport. Gene Ontology annotation, molecular function: transmembrane transporter activity. The transcript has 6 exons. The record is from RefSeq and is a predicted model, not a curated record. NCBI's taxonomy places the organism in Eukaryota, Fungi, Ascomycota, Eurotiomycetes, Onygenales, Arthrodermataceae.